Molecule: messenger RNA, 3095 nt
Organism: Hemibagrus wyckioides
Lineage: Eukaryota; Metazoa; Chordata; Actinopteri; Siluriformes; Bagridae
Gene: phgdh
Product: phosphoglycerate dehydrogenase
Exons: 12
Coding region: 86-1672 (528 amino acids)
Biological process (GO): L-serine biosynthetic process
Molecular function (GO): phosphoglycerate dehydrogenase activity; NAD binding
Source: RefSeq, a predicted model, not a curated record
UGACACAAAAUCAUUGCGCACACACACACACACACUCUCACGUGCCCAGAAGCUUCAGCAAGUUGCGUCCUACAAGAUUAGAGAAAUGACUCCGGUUGCAAUCAAGCGCGUUUUAAUAAGCGAAAGUGUGGAUCCAUGCUGCAAGAAGAUAUUGCAAGAAAAUGGAAUUGAAGUCACUGAAAGAACAGAUAUGAACAAAGAUGAGCUGAAAGCGCAGAUUAAGGAAUUUGAUGGUCUCGUUGUCCGGUCAGCUACCAAAGUGAGCGCUGACGUCAUCGAAUCCGCCGGGAGCUUGAAGCUGAUUGGACGAGCUGGAACCGGCGUGGACAACGUGGACGUGGAGGCGGCCACCAAGAAAGGCAUCAUUGUCAUGAACACUCCAAGUGGCAACACAAUCAGUGCUGCUGAACUGACCUGCGCCCUUGUGAUGAGUUUAUCGAGAAAUGUUCCACAAGCUGCUAUGUCGAUGAAGGCAGGAAACUGGGAUCGUAAAAAGUUCAUGGGUACAGAGUUGUAUGGCAAAACCCUUGGUAUACUUGGUCUUGGGAGAAUUGGGAAAGAGGUGGCGACUAGAAUGCAGUCUUUUGGAAUGAGGACCAUUGGUUAUGAUCCCAUUACUCCUCCAGAGGUGUCUAAGAGCUGGGGGGUGGAGCAGAUGUCUCUGGAGGAGCUCUGGCCCCAGUGCGAUUAUAUCACCGUGCAUACGCCUCUCAUGCCCUCCACUGCAGGAUUGCUGAGCGAUGCCUCAUUUGCUAAAUGUAAGAGAGGCAUGAAGGUGGUGAAUUGUGCCCGUGGAGGCAUCAUUGAUGAAGCUGCUUUGCUAAGAGCUCUGGAGUCUGGUCAGUGUGGAGGAGCAGGUCUGGAUGUGUUUGUAGAGGAGCCUCCUAAGGACCGAACCCUGGUGAACCACCCUAAUGUGAUUAGCUGCCCACAUCUGGGGGCCAGCACGAAGGAGGCUCAGGCUCGCUGUGGUCAAGACAUUGCACUGCAGAUUGUGGACAUGGUCAAAGGAAAAGCAUUAGUGGGAGCGGUGAAUGCACAGGUUCUGGCUAGCACCUUUACCCCUGAGUCACAGCAAUGGAUCAGGCUGGGGGAGGCCUUGGGCAAAUUGCUGAAGGUCUGCAACUCCACUGAACAGCCCUAUGACCAAGUCUACAUCACCACUGAAGGAGAGUGUUUGAAGAAAUCACUCGAGUUUCUGAGCUCAGCAGCUGUUGUUGGACUGAUGGCUAAAAGCUCUGAGAAUGGCCUUAACCUGGUGAAUGCUCUCAUGCUAGCAGAGGAGACAGGAAUAACAAUUAAAAAAGAUCACAUUGAUGGGCAUGAAGCUAAAGCCACCUGCAUGUUGGAGGCCUCUGUGAAUGGCAGUGUUUAUAAAGUCUCUGGCUCGGUGCAGACCGUUGUACCAGUUCUUUUGCAGCUGAAUGGCAGUGUGUUCAGACAGCCAGUGCCUCUCUCUGGAAACCUGUUAUUUUUCAGGGCUGCAACUUCACCUCAGCUCCUGCCUUCUGUUACUGGUGUGCUGGCAGCGGCCAGUGUCGAAAUUGAUCACUUCCAUGCCUCCAGUGCCUCUGGUGGUGAUCAGUGGUUCUGCGUGGGGAUUUCCUGCCUCCUGAAAGACCUGGGCACUCUCAUGCCCCUGGUGAAAGAGGCAGCACAACUUACUGUAUAAGUUCCUGCUAACUGGAUGUUUGUGGGAAUCUUCUGUAGCAUUCCAGUGUCUUAGAUAUCUAAGUAUUUGAAAGGUUGUUCCAGUCCUGGGGAUUUCUAACAUAAUUGUUCCUGCUCAUUACUGAAGGAAUACGCCUGCAUUUUUCAUCUAAAUCUGUCCUUUGCAUUUGUAACAUGCUGUAGUUACUAUGGAAAGAACAGUUCUCAUAAUUGUUUACUGACAGUCCAAAGAGGGUUUUAAGCUUCUGCUGUAAGUGAUAAAGGAUAUGUAUUGAAAUUGUGGUUAUGAUAAUAUGCUGCUGAAUGCUCUAGAAGGAUAGUAGGUUGAAAGUACAUUGGACAAAUCUUUUGACCGUUUCACAAAUUGUGGUGGGAGUGUCCAGAGCAAGAUUUAAAAUCAUGGAGGGCAGGAAAUCCCUAGGUCUGGAGGUGUGAAAUUUGAUCUAACACAAGCACAUCUUGCACUUGCUGCACAGGUUCUCAACCCUGAUCCUGGACAUUAUUAGUGUUUUGCUUUCUCAAACACGCACACACUUCAACUCAAGAAUAGCUGUCAAUAAGCCGAUUAGCUGAAUCAGUUGUGUUGAAUGUAAGGAAAACACUAAAAUGUGCAGGACACAGUGUACUCCAGGACCAAGGUUUAGAACCUGUGUUAGUGCAAUAUAGAAUUACGUUCAGCUUAAAACUCAGUUUAGGUUCCAUGUGGUGUGUGUUUGUCAGUGUAGCGCUUUGUUAGCUACAUUUUCUGAUCCAUUAAAUAGCACUCCUAACAAGACUUAGCAGUGAUAUUUAUCUAGCAAAGCAGUUAAUAAAGGAUGGAUGGAUGCUUGGAUGAUGCCUAAUUGAUUCCUCAGACUCCAUCCUCAGGGCUGGAAUCUUUCGUUUCAUUUCACUGAUUAAAAACAAAGUAUUCAAUUUGUCAGUUUUGAUAGAUGGGGUGGAGUAGAGAAAUCACUGCCCUGCUUGACUCUAGUCUGUCCAAAAGAGGGUUUGGGGAAUCCUAAGCUACAUUUUCAUGACAUUUAUUCAGUUCUGUACAGAACAUUCGGCUCCAUGGCUCAGCAGGUAGCAUUGCUGAGUUAGAUCCUGAGCUCAAGUUACCACCUGUGAUAUUUUCCAUUUCUCUUUGCCUUCAUUUGGGUUUGAUCUCUCAUGCCUGGGAUGGGCUCAGGAUUCAUCACAGUCCUGACCAGGAUAAAGUGCUUACUGAAGAUGAAUGAAUGAUUGAUUGAACUCAACAGUUAAUUAAUAGGCUAGAUGUGAUGGAGUAGAAGAUCACCACACUGCUGGACUACAUUUCACCUGACACUAAGCUGGUUUUGUAAUAGGUUUUAAAACGGUCUAACACUACAUAGUUGAACAAUAAGCUCAUUUGUACUCAUGUAAUGCAGAUUGUGAAUGAUUAAAAGCAAUGCGACAAAUAA